AGACUCUUGGGCGAUUUUCGUGCACGCAAGCAACUGCAUCAUGAAAAUCUUUUGCCUCUGCUCGGUUUCAGUCAUGAGUUCGGGCUACUUCCAGCGAUGGUUUCUCCCUGGAUACACAACGGCUCGCUCACUACAUAUCUUGAACAUCAUUUCACAGAAAUGACCAUCAAACAAAAGCUCCUGAUCGUGAGUUGCUUCUCAGAAGUGCUGUUACAUCAUGUCCACUCGAAGGGCGUUGUCCACGGUGACCUUACCGCCAACAACAUUCUGAUAGACUCAGACCGCAAUGUCCACGUAGCAGACCAUGGAAUUCUUACCAUGUGUUCUGAGCUCUCAGGGACUUCAUACAUCAGGAGCAACGUGCGGUGGGCUGGACCAGAACUCUUCGAGGUCCCCGAGAGCGAAGAAUCAUUGACUCCACAACCAGCCAGCGAUAUCUAUUCCUUCGGAUGCAUCAUGCUUCAGGUUAUGACAGGCAGACCACCUUACGCAGAUGUGCGAAGCGAUCACCAAGUCAUUGUCCUGAUACUGAAGGGUAAGAAGCCUACAAGGCCAUCGAGUCCGCACGACGCAGAUUCUUUCUGGGAUUUCAUCGAAAAAUGCUGGGGUGAUAUAGGACGUCGCCCCUCUGCCGUUGAUGUUCUGAACUUCUUAGGAUCAGAUCAUAUUACUGCGCUAGUUAAACAAACACAGAGCUGA
Molecule: messenger RNA, 699 nt
Organism: Suillus fuscotomentosus
Lineage: Eukaryota; Fungi; Basidiomycota; Agaricomycetes; Boletales; Suillaceae
Product: kinase-like domain-containing protein
Exons: 4
Biological process (GO): protein phosphorylation; signal transduction
Cellular component (GO): cytoplasm
Molecular function (GO): protein kinase activity; ATP binding
Source: RefSeq, a predicted model, not a curated record